CACUAACUCCUCCUGUGUGUUCUGUACAGGUGCUAAGGGGAUAUGGCACGGACCAAAAUAUAGUCAUGAAAAUGUUCGACCCGAAUGAAGAAGAGAUAGCUGAGCGGAUAGGUAAUUCCGGGGAAGAAGAGCGAGACCUUGGAGAAAGAGAUAAUCUUUCUCUGGGUACCUACAGGAUUUGUUUCUACAACUUGGAUAAUCUGUUCAGCCGGCUGGUAGACCUGAACGUGCGUGUGAACAGUGUGGACUGGUUUGAGUACAAAGAACACCUCCCGGAGGACACGUUAGAGGACCUGGACAAGAGUCGCAUCGUCGAGUCCCUGGACAGGCUGCUCGGUUCCCUCGACCACGUAAAACUACAAGCGACCAGGAGCAGACUAAGUCUGACUGUAGACUCUCUGAGAGCGGAGGCGAGCGUCAGCUAUGUGGACCACAUGGCACUGCUGAGCUGCCUGCUCAUCAUAGGGUCAGGGCUCAUGCAGGUCUACUUCGUUAGAAAGCUGUUUGAAACACCGAAUGUUCGGGGCACAACCAACAAGGCGUGAUAUGGGGUUCCGUAUAAUGAAGGUCGACAUGUUAAAAGAAAGAGUCUGUCUGUCUGUCAAUUUUGUACCUCAAACAUGGUUAGAAGAUGAAAUGCACGUCAUUGUUUGUUGUACCAUGUAGGUUAAUUGUAGAAAUAUACUAUAUUUAGUUGCUACGGUGGAAACUGGAUUCCCUAACUUUAGACAUAUGAGUAGCACUGACAAAUUCAUAUUCUUCAUACGUUUUGACAAACUGACUAUUGCUAAAUCCAUACAGGCUUACAUUUUCAUCAUUGCCAAGAAGCGAGAAGAAGCCGAACUGCUGUGUUAGACUAGAUGUGUGAUACAUUUAUACGUUACAUGUUUUGUCUUUGUUGUGAUCUGUACUUAGCUCGGUUGGACAAAAAUGUACAAUAAAAGUCUUCAUACAUUCGUACAUUGUAAUAGCAAUGAAUGCGAUGUUUGCCUGAGCUAAAAAGUGGACAUUAUUCUCGUCCUCUUGUAUUCAUUGGGGUAGGUUGGUUUUGGAAGAAAAAGACAACACGAUAUUAUUGAUUAUUUUUAUUUCGUUUAUUUCUUUGUUUUAUCUGUUUUCGUUUAUUCACUUGUUUGCAGUAAGGUUUUAUUACGAUCACAGCAUUUAAAAUCGAUUCUAGAAGUAGGACAUGGCAAGUGAUUUACCAAAAAUCUACAUGUAUUUGCGUCUUUUAUCGGUCAUGCGAGACCAUGUGUGUACAUGCGUCUGUGUGUUUUCUCUUCCAUUAAACUCUAUUUGUAUGGAACAUGCACU
This is a messenger RNA of Branchiostoma floridae (Florida lancelet), 1314 nucleotides long. Its product is annotated as transmembrane emp24 domain-containing protein 6-like. The record is from RefSeq and is a predicted model, not a curated record. The transcript is spliced from 3 exons. NCBI's taxonomy places the organism in Eukaryota, Metazoa, Chordata, Leptocardii, Amphioxiformes, Branchiostomatidae. Bases 66 to 545 code for a protein of 159 amino acids.